GGCUGAAGGAAUUAAAGAAAAUAAAGAAGAUAUCGAUAAAGAAAUUCAAGAAGUUGAAGUAUUAAAAAAGAAAUUAAAGAAGCUUGAAGAAAUAAUUAACAAAAAGAAUAUAGAAGUGUUAGAAAGUAAUCAACAAAAAUAUGAGUUAGAAAAAGAGUUUAAAAAUGU
Scutellospora calospora is the source of this 168-nucleotide messenger RNA. The record is from the annotation of a GenBank genome assembly. Lineage: Eukaryota; Fungi; Glomeromycota; Glomeromycetes; Diversisporales; Gigasporaceae.